ACAUGAUCUGAUUCCAGAGCAGCCAAGGGCCGUAUUAAUGUUCCCUGGGAGCCUUGAAUGUACUUCUCGGAGCAGCAGGAAGGCAACAGUUUGUUUGUCGCCGUUUUCAAGAAGUGAACCCGGAUGCUGUUUUUAUCACAACAUACUGGAAUUCGCAUGGACUCCACCUGCCGUGGGACAGACGUCGCAUCUCCAGAGUCGACAGUGACAACGCUGUUGUCAAGCUCAGGCUACCUUAGAAGCAACCUGCUGGUGCCUGACCACAACACGACCUUCAGAUACCAAGAUAAGGAGUAUGACUCAGCUUCAGCUGCCUUGGAGGCCUAUAUUGCCGACUUCGAAAAAAGUCAAAACAGCAAGUCAUUGAUGGGAAGGCUGCUCAUUCCACAGAGUCCAUUGUGCACCCCAAAAAGACCCAGAAUGCGCACAUUCAGAAAUAGAUCUGUUCUCAGGGAGCGUUUAACUGAGCGAGAAGUAGAUUUGCUGACCCUUCCUGUCAGUUCCCUCCAUCACCGUGACAACCACGACAGACUCUCAAUGACAACUGAUGAGCUGCUGUCUAUCCCCCUCGAUGGCUCCAUGCCGGUCACCCACACAACCGCAUUCAUCCAAGGUUCUGAUGUCCUGUCUCAAUCUGUCAUGUCAAAGGACCAAGCCUCAUCCAGACCAGGAGAUGACCUGUCCUACCCGAAUUUAAGAAGGAAUUGCAGACGCUGCAGCAGGUGCAAAAAUGAAGGCCAAGUUUCCACAUUGAAACAAGAUGUCCCCUUUGUUAGAUGCUUAACGUGUGCACACAGAACAAGGGAAACAGAGAUGUCCCCGUAUCUUCAUUUGUCUGGCAGCAUAACUGGGAGCAAAGCAGACAUGGACCACACUCAGUCAGCCAUCAGUGAGCCAGUACUGAAGUACCCAGCACGGAUCCAGUACUGUGACCUCAGUGAGCCAUCAGAGGUCCAUCUUCACCUCCAUACACGUCUUUUAGAGAUAUUUCGAAGCAACUGCACAUCCCAUCCCUCCCUGGAGGUCUGUUGGGCAGCAGUGGCUCAAGAGGAUGACAGCCAGGAGAGUCUCAGAAAUCUCCGACUUCAGUUUGCUGAACAGAUAUCACUGCUUGCCUCUGAGAGAAAACACCCAAACUUUACAGAGUCUUUUUUAAGAGGUAAUCGCCUCGAGUCUUUGAUCCAAAAAGCGGAUCAAGUGGUGAACUUUCUGUCUCGGAGUUUUGGAGCAACGGAAAGUCUUGCAGAUUCUGCUCGCAUUGAUGCUGUGAGUCCAGUGAAUGUUGAAGAGCUGCAGGUCUGUUCAUCUUCAUGCGACCCCCCGCUGCCGAUGGGGUCAAUAAAGGCAGCAGAGGGCAUCCAUCAGGAAAUCCUUCAGAGUCAUGGUGGCAAUCACCAUGGUAGCAGCAUCCUCAGUGAGCAGCCUGGUGGAUUGGAGGCACUUAAACAGAUGAUGUUCAGACUGCAGGCUGUGGAGGCAGCACUUCAACAUCAGCACCCAGCAGCUGCUUCAGUCUCCAGUGACUUGUUGCAGGGUGAGGAAGCUCCAAAGAGGUCUGACCGUGAAGCAGAGCAGAGUUUAUCUGGUGGGCUGUCACUACAAAGAUACACAGCUGAAAUGGUCCUACAUAUGCUGGAUGAUGGAGAGGCAGUAACGGGGUUGGACCCUGAGUCUGAAAUGUCUGAUAACCCAGACUUUUGUCCAAGUGGCAGUGGCAGUCGUCCACCUGGAAAUCCAACUGAACAGGAUCAAUCUGACUCAGAAGAUUCCUCUGAUGAAGAAAGUGUCCAAAUGAUGUUCGACAGAAUGAGUCGGAAGAACUCUUAAUGGAGCAAGUUACCUCCCACCCAGGGCAUAACAGAGAGCCACAAUAUCCUCAGAAGUCGGUCAGGGCCUGCACAAGGGCUUAGCCCCACUGUCUCACCAAAAGAUGCAUGGGAACUCUUUAUCGCUAUCACUAUCAAUACAAGAGGUGAUGAAGUGCACAAACUUGGAAGGACGGAGAGUAGCAACAGCUAAAGGAAAAGAAUGGGAAAAAGUCACCAAAGAUGAAUAUAAUAUAUACUAUAAUAUCAGGCCGACAUGCAAUACCACACAGUUACAUUGAUGAAGCAGAACAUAAUUCUAAAUGUUACUUGUGUUUUUGCCAUUAAUUUCUGGAGCUGAUGUUACACUGUAACUAUUCUCAAAAGUAAUAAAAUAUCCAUUCCUAGGGCUUUGCAUCACCUGAGUCGCCUGAAGCUGCUGUUGGAGGAGUCAAAAGAAAAACAGGAUGAUGAUUGUGAUGGCAAGAUUUUGAAUUUACAGAUCUAACUUAAGUCACAUUAUUUGUGCCUGUAUACUCCAUGAGUGUUAGAUUUCAGUACAGGGUGUCUCUUCAUGUAAAUACAUCAACCAGGAUACCAUUGUUUAAUCAGUCUCUCUGAGGCUGUCCCCUUAAUGUCCCCAGUAAGUGCCAGUACUGAAAACAUCAGUUUACGCCCAAGUAUUACCUUUUGAUGCCAUAGUGGCACCAAAUGAUAUGUCCUUUCUUUCUCAAUGUAAAUUCAUUUGCAUGCUGUGGAGUGAAAAAGUUUUCUCGGCCAAUCACCAACAGACCGCCAUGCAUACUGGUUGUUGUCUGACCCAUUUGCUUUGCAAAGGUAAUAAUAAAUCUGCUCAAGUUCUGUCUCUA
Doryrhamphus excisus (bluestripe pipefish) is the source of this 2674-nucleotide messenger RNA. RefSeq names its product linkage group 10 C18orf54 homolog (gene lg10h18orf54). The record is from RefSeq and is a predicted model, not a curated record. NCBI's taxonomy places the organism in Eukaryota, Metazoa, Chordata, Actinopteri, Syngnathiformes, Syngnathidae.